AUGCAAGGAAAAAAAUGGAAAGAAAGGAAAAAUACUAUGAAAGAUGGUGAUGUGAUACUGAAGGACGGGAAGCCCACUGAUAUAAUUAUACCACGAUCAUGCAACUUAUUGAGCGUAUCAUCCAGCGUAAUGGGGCCAACUGGGGUCGGGAAAAGCACCUUCAUCAAUGCUGCAUGCGGAGAGGAAGUGACCACUGUUGGCCACGAGUUGAAGUCAUGUAUCGCUCGCAUCCAACACGCAAUCUGUGAAUGUCCUAGCGAUCCCUCCCGCCGUGUAAUUCUCGUCGACACACCCGGUUUUGAUGAUACAUACGUACGGCGACAAUAUGAAGCUGGCCGCCAACCGCGGAUGUUUGGGACAUCGCGCAAAAAUCUUGACAUGUUUCGAAGGCUGUGCGGCGAAGAUGCCGAGAAGAACGUCAUUCUUGUGACCACGAAAUGGAGUGAAGUCCGUGAGGAGGUGGGAGAAAGUCGUGAGCAACAGUUGAAGAGCAGCUUCUGGCAGGAAAUGAUUGCACAUGGAUCACAAGUCGCUCGAUUCCUCAAGCCAGAUCUACCUGAAUCUGCUUGGGAUGUCUUAGAGCCCAUUCUUGCAAAUACGGCAGAAGCUGUCGCCCUCCGCAUUCAACAGGAACUGGUUGACUGGGGAAAACUAAUUCCAGAAACCGAUGCUGGAAACGCCUUGCGUGCCACACUGAAGGAGCUGACAGCUAGGCAUAGAGAGAAUAUGGAGGGACUGAAGGGGAAGGAUGAACAAAGAUUGAAGGAGACUCAGAAAGAAGUUUAUGAGCUCUUGAAACAAAUUCAAGGACUCAAGGUGCCAUUCAGGAGGUGGAUGAGGGGUUGGAUCCUGUCAUGGUCAAGGUCACUUCACGUAGUCCACGGCCAUUCUACUUAG
Molecule: messenger RNA, 897 nt
Organism: Suillus fuscotomentosus
Lineage: Eukaryota; Fungi; Basidiomycota; Agaricomycetes; Boletales; Suillaceae
Exons: 5
Coding region: 1-897 (298 amino acids)
Molecular function (GO): GTP binding
Source: RefSeq, a predicted model, not a curated record